This is a messenger RNA of Symbiodinium sp. CCMP2456, 1092 nucleotides long. Lineage: Eukaryota; Dinophyceae; Suessiales; Symbiodiniaceae. The record is from the annotation of a GenBank genome assembly.
AUGACUGGUCGAAGCGUUACCACAACUGCGGUUGCCGCCGCCGCUGCCACGACGACUCUGGCAGCAACUGUGGGAUGGGAGGCUUUCCUUGCUCCUUCGUCGGCUUCGUCUGUUGAGAAGCGCACUGGCACAUCUCUGCGACGGAGGUCCAUCGACACCGCGAGCAACAAUUCGCAUGGCCGAACUUUGGCAGCACUGAGCGUGUGUGCCACAGCAGCAGCAGCUCUCACCUCGUCCCGGCGAGGGCGAGCAGCCCGACAGGCAGUAGUUUCCUCGGAUAGCGAGAAGAAGCCCGCCAUGUCGCAGGCCUUGCCGUUCAUGACGGUGCCCGCACAUUUGAGGAACAACCCCACAAAUCCAAGCUUGGUCGGCGAUUUGGGGUUUGACCCGCUCGGGUUUGGUGCGGACGAGUACAUUAACGAGGUGCUCGAGAACUUCGGGGUUGAGUUUGACGCGAUGCGAUGGUAUCGGGAGGCCGAGCUGAUGCAUGGACGCGUGUCUAUGCUCGCCGUCUUCAAGGUCAUCGUCGACUCAUCCUUCCCAGGAGUCAUGCCGUCAGAACAGGCCUUCUCUGCUUCCACAUGGGAGCUAGUUCAGAUGAUGGCCCUCCUGGAGGCGUUCCGUGGAUAUCGUCUCUUCAUCAACCAGGAUGCUAUCGCCGGUGACCUGGGUCUCGGUGCCGGCCCGAUGACGAACGGCUGGAAGAUGAGCUGGGACAUGACCGUCGAAGAGUUGGCAGAGAAGCAGUACAAGGAAGUGCAGAACGGCCGCCUUGCUAUGUUGGCCUUCGCAGGAAUGAUCACACAGUACAUGGUCACUGGCCGUGCUGUGGGCUUCGCAGAUGAUGCACAGCCCUUUCAGUUCAUCGAAGGGGUGGAGCAGGUGGUCACUGCCAACGACCUGGCCUUGACUGUUGCCGGCUCCGUGAUGGCCCUCGACGGUAUUCGCCGCAUCUCUAUGCCGGACGAAUCGAUUGCUGGACGGGCUCUGAACCUGACGAAGCUGAGCAUCGGUGUCCAGGCAAGUCUCCUGCCCUGGCAAGGAUUCCCGAGCUUCUGUCUUCGAAGCUCUGCUGGCUCUUGGUCUUCUUGA